ACCUCUCCCUACGUGAUGCUAGGAUGUUAUGUGGAACAUUGAAGAGAGGGUCAAACGACAUAAGAAAAGGCUACGCUAUAGAGGAGCUACAAGACCUCCCCACUGACUUCGACGCUCGCACCGCAUUUCCCAACUGCUCAAAGGUUAUCGGCCACAUCAGAGACCAGUCAGCUUGUGGGAGCUGUUGGGCAUUCGGUGUCACUGAGGCCUUUAAUGACCGCCUAUGUAUCAAGUCGGAUGGGGCGUUCACGGAGCUCCUAUCGGCCGGCGAGAUGAAUGCUUGUACGCUGUUCUUCGGAUGCGGUGGUGGAGAUCCUUACUCAGCCUGGUCUUGGGUGCACGAUAAAGGGAUCGCAACUGGUGGAGAUUACGUUGCGAAAGAUGAUAUGACCAAAGACGAUGGGUGCUGGCCGUAUGAUUUCCCCCCAUGCGCUCAUCAUAUCAAUGAUACCAAGUACCCCAAAUGCCCGGAGGGCUUAUACCCGACUCCCAACUGUGUCGAACAAUGUCACAACCCGAAGUAUACGACCACUUUGAGAGAGUAA
This is a messenger RNA of Perkinsus marinus ATCC 50983, 545 nucleotides long. RefSeq names its product cathepsin B, putative. Gene Ontology annotation, molecular function: cysteine-type endopeptidase activity. The transcript has 5 exons. The annotation marks the transcript as partial. The record is from RefSeq and is a predicted model, not a curated record. Gene Ontology annotation, cellular component: lysosome. Lineage: Eukaryota; Perkinsozoa; Perkinsida; Perkinsidae.